Messenger RNA from Syngnathoides biaculeatus (alligator pipefish), 5263 nucleotides. It is a transcript of the gene git1, whose product is annotated as G protein-coupled receptor kinase interacting ArfGAP 1. The record is from RefSeq and is a predicted model, not a curated record. Gene Ontology annotation, molecular function: GTPase activator activity; protein binding. The transcript has 20 exons. Lineage: Eukaryota; Metazoa; Chordata; Actinopteri; Syngnathiformes; Syngnathidae. Bases 394 to 2748 code for a protein of 784 amino acids. Gene Ontology annotation, biological process: regulation of ARF protein signal transduction; brain development.
AAGCGCAGGGAUGUUGGAUGUGUGUCAGCCAGGGAGGUAGCUGCCGUCUCCCGGCCACUUGCUGCCAGUGCAGUUCCACACAUGAAAAGUGCUGCGGAAAGCGCACGCUUACAAUGUGCAGCGAUAAUGUUCACGCAUACGCGAUUUUGAAUCGGGAUACAUAAUACAAAGUGAACUUGGCCAAUGCGUGGAGCGAAUGAACCAGGGGGAAACGUCUUCUCUCAGCCGCCGGCCGGGAAAACCUCUCACGCCAGCCGGCUUCCGGGGAUUGAGAGGGUCCGCAUCGGCUGACGGGGUGACGGCAGACGUCGGUCUUGUGGUUCGGGGUGGGGGGAAAGGGCGAAGUCGCACAUCAUCCCCGACAUCCACCUCUCGAUUUCAGACACUUCCGAUAUGUCAAGAAAGCUACAGCGGACGGAGAUCUGCGCCGACUGCAGCGCGCCAGACCCGGGCUGGACCAGUAUCAACCGAGGGGUACUGAUCUGCGAUGAGUGCUGUUCAGUCCACCGCAGUUUAGGCCGCCAUAUCUCCAUAGUCAAGCACCUGAGGCACAGCGGAUGGCCACCUGCAUUAAUGCAGAUGGUUCAAACUUUGGCUGGCAAUGGGGCUAACUCCAUAUGGGAACAUAGUCUUCUGGAUCCCGCUCAGGUACAGAGUGGCCGAAGGAAACCCAACCCACAGGACAAAGUCCAUCCCACAAAGUCUGAGUUCAUCAGAGCCAAAUACCAGAUGCUAGCCUUUGUGCACAAGCUACCCUGUCGCGACGACGAUGGCGUGACUACCAAGGACCUCAGCAAGCAACUUCACUCAAGUGUACGAACAGGAAGUUUAGAGACGUGUCUUCGGCUGCUGUCCCUCGGCGCUCAGGCCAACUUCUUCCACCCGGAGAAGGGAACCACGCCUCUCCAUGUAGCAGCCAAGGCGGGGCAGAUUUUACAAGCGGAGCUACUAGUGGUAUAUGGCGCUGACCCCGGGGCACCUGACAUCAACGGACGCACACCCAUGGAUUACGCCAGGCAGGCGGGUCACAUAGAGUUAGCCGAGCGACUGGUUGAGUGUCAAUACGAGUUGACGGACAGGUUGGCUUUCUACCUGUGUGGGCGACGCCCAGAUCACAAGAAUGGACAUUAUAUCAUCCCUCAAAUGGCAGACAGUCUGGACCUCUCAGAACUGGCCAAGGCGGCAAAGAAAAAGCUUCAAGCGCUUAAUAAUCGUCUGUUUGAGGAGCUCGCGAUGGAUGUCUACGAUGAAGUGGAUCGCAGAGAAAAUGACGCGGUGUGGCUUACUACACAGAACCACAGUACUCUGGUUACGGAACGAAGCGCUGUGCCCUUUCUACCAGUCAAUCCCGAGUACUCUGCCACGCGAAACCAGGGCCGUCAGAAACUUGCACGUUUCAACGCUCGGGAGUUUGCGACGCUCAUCAUUGACAUCCUGAGUGAUGCCAAAAGGAGACAGCAGGGGAAAGGGCUCAGCAGUCCAACUGAUCCCUUGGACCUGGGAUUUGACGAUGACCAACAUGACUAUGAUAGUGUAGCUUCUGAUGAAGACACAGACAGCGAGCUGACCACCCAAAAUAACAACAACACACAACGCAACAAUCGUGCAAAGAGUAUGGACUCGUCUGAUUUGUCGGACGGGCCCAUCACUCUGCAGGAGUACCUGGAGGUCAAGAAAGCCCUGGCCUCCUCGGAAGCCAAGGUGCAGCAGCUGAUGAAGGUCAACAACAACCUCAGUGAGGAACUCAGACGGCUUCAGAAAGAGAUCACACGGAUGCAGACAGAGAACAGCACGCUGCGGGGCGGCCAGCAUGCUGGGGGGCCUGUGGGCCACGGGGUCGGGGGCCCAGGUGGAGGAGGAGCAACCGUCUGGCCGGGUGGACGGGUAGUAAUUGGCGGGGGUCUGAGCGUAUUGGGGAGAGGAGUCGAUAACUCGGGGCUCACGGUGCCCUCCUCGGCCACCUCGCAGUCUCACCCGCAUCGACGAGACCGCCAGGCCUUCUCCAUGUAUGAGCCCGGUGCUGCCCUCAGCCCCGCGGUCCACGGCCCCCCAGCCCUGGACUCCCUGGCAGCCCGUCUGCAGCCUCUCAACGCACCCAGCGUGAGGAAGGGGAGUAGCACAGGCGGCUUAACGUCAUACGGAGGCCAACAUCUGUCUGGAUCUUCAGAAAUGGGCCGAUACAUGAUUCCCAAAUCGGAGAAGCACGUCAGCGGUACCGACAGCGACUACGACAACACGCAAACGUACGACCCUUCGAUAAGGUCAGACUCGGCGCGUGUCGCAGAAAAUAUGCACGGCAUGGGUCGCAGCAGUGAGGAGGAGGGGCGCGGGGAAGCAGAGGAGGGCGUCGAGAUGGCCGAGCCGGACCCCACCUUGCCGUGCACGGAGGAUGUCAUACUAAAGACUGAGCAGGUGACCAAGAACAUCCAGGAGCUUCUCAGGGCAGCUCAGGAGUUCAAACAUGACAGCUUUGUGCCAUGUUCUGAGAAGAUCCACUCUGCUGUCACUGAAAUGGCCUCACUGUUUCCCAAACGGCCAGCCCUGGACGCGGUCCACUCUUCGCUCCGCCUCUUGGCCUCCAGCGCCUCGCGCUUACAGGUGGAGUGCCGGAAGGCAGCGCCUUCGGAGCCCGGCGCUCCCCCGGUGGACUACCAGCUCCUCACUCAGCAGGUCAUCCAGUGCGCCUACGACAUAGCCAAGGCCGCCAAGCAGCUGGUCACCAUCACCACUCGCGAGAAGAAGCAGUGACGCACGGCGAGCUGCGGGGAGGAGGAGGAACGCGGGGGGAAGAGUGACCGAAGGAGCAGCGGGGAGUGAAAAUGCAUGGAAAUAUGAAAAAUUAAAUGAGCACAGAGAAGGAACGCGGUGGAAACUGCGAGCUGCAGAAGCCGACGUGUAAGAUAAAAGGCUGGAAGCGGGACGCCAACGAGGAAUCAUCGUGGUGCUGAUUGGGCCGUGAAACACAUCCUGACACGUUGCCACUUUAUUUAGCCCCUCCCUUCAGCCCGCUCACCUGGACCAACAGAAACUGUGACGGCCCGUCUUCGGCUCUUCUUCUUCUCUGGUUUGCUCCUGCGAGGGCCUUCCGGCGGUGUCUUGUGGAACUCUUUCACGGCAUGUUCUGGCAUGUUUUUCUUCGUUUCCCUUCGAAUGGGCAGAUUUGGGACGGGUGUACAUCUCUAAGACUUAACACAAACGCUUACACUGGAAUAAUUGUGAUGUAUUGUUUUGCCUUUUUUUUUUUUUUUGUAUUGAUAUUUUUACUGACGCGUUUUGUUGUGUUUGUCGUCGUCUCACUUAUGAUUCUCAUUUAGUGGCGCAGGGAGACGUUGUUGAACUUCUUACUGGGAUUUAGCUUAGCAGACAACCUGUGAACGGUCCUGAGCAGUUCUCGAGCACUCUUGGGGAGUUUUGACGAUUGCUCCUUAAAAGACACACUAAACGGCCGAGGGGUGGGGGGGAUCAGGUGCCAAAGUGUUUGGAUUGAACGGUUAGACCAAAAACCCCUCGGUCUUGUCUAAUGACAGGACAGGACUUGGAUCACAAUGUUUUAAUGAAACCUCAAUUGUCUCUUAAUGUUAGAUUAUUUUUUUGUGUUCAACGUUUUUUAUUUUCUUUUACAAUUUGCCUCAUUUUACUGCUCCAGUGGAAUCAUCUCACAAUUAGCCAUUGUCGAAUGUUGCAUUUCAGAUAUCCAGAAUGUUUUUUUUUUUGCUUCAUAAAUCACUGCCGUCGAUCGGAACCCCCCCAUAUCCAAAUUUUGUCACAAAUUUAUACAAUUGAUCAGUCCAUAUGUAGAUCUCUUAUUUUUGCAAAUCUAAUGUGUUUAAAAUGGCUUAACAAACAAUAGUUAAUUUGUAAUUUCUUUCAAAUUAUUUGAGCUUCCAGGUGAGCACGAUGAAGCCCCAUCUUGAAUUCUUCCUAAUUCUGCGUUGAUGCGGUCUGCUGAUUCAGCUUCAGCUCACCACAUUAAAAACUGUCUUUGAAUAGUCAAUGUAAUCGUAAACAAAGAUAGUUGACCUCGCACAGGUCACUGAGUUGGUUGAACCUUGGCCAAAGUGCAUCAUCGAACAAGCCUGCGAGUUUCUUCUUUUCUUUUUUGUUUUUCCCCAUUUGAGCUUGCCAAGUCCCAUCCAGCACUUGAGAUGAAGCAACGGACCACUUUCAGCACUUCAAAUUGUUUGAAAUUGCUCGUUUUGUUUGCUGACGCCUAUCUGUCGAACGCCUCCGUCGGCAAGAGCCGAUUGUUCGCGGUGCCCUAAGAAGACUUGCAAUGUAUCAUUGCUUGAUAUCGAAUGACUUUGCACAUUAUCAUCUCCCGUUUUGACUGGCUGGGAUGUGGUUCUGGCUGCCGCAACAACAGGAAAACUUCCAUCGACAAAGCUUCCCCCCUGAAUCGAGCCUAGAGCCAUAUAUAGAUGAAAAUAUAUAUUUUCAUGCUACUAUAUUUUAUAUUAAGCUACAUGUUUGGGUUGUGUCUGUGAGGUAUUUAUGUUCAUUUGGUGGCUCAAGUGUGUUUUGGGCUAAGAGUUAUUCGCCAAGCGUCUGACUCGGUUUGGCCUAGUAAGUGUGCCGACGCGGUGGCAGGAAAGCGAUGUAUCAAACGUGUGGCUCGUGCUGUUACAAUAUUUGUCCCAAACUCCAAUUGGGAUGAAGUCGCAUUAAGUAUCAUGUGAGGCCCUCGGCUCAAGGUCACAGUUCCAAGUGCAUUAGGCGGCCAUAUGUACAGUGUGGUGGAAUAGUUUUGAAAAAUGUGUCAAGCAUGCUGGGCCCAGCACUACAAGUCAUCUCAAAUUUGGGAGGGGGGGGGGUCCAAAAAUGCACAUGGCACCUCUCAGCCCCUAGCUUAGUGGACACCAAGUAGGUUCUCUUGUGUGAAUGUUUUUUUUCCCAUAAUGCCCAGCACACUUUUAUUUCUCCAUCUGCACCCCCCCUCAAGUCCUCAGCUGGACCAAGCAAGCCUUCCAUCAAGCCAGUGAUUUCUUUUUGUUUGUUUGUUUGUGUUCGUUUGUCCCCCUUUUCGAGCCCACCCUGAUCCUUACACCACUGGCGGCGCUCUGUCGUGUUGCGUUGCUGUCCUUGUGCAUCACCUCACGGGCCUACAUUUUGGGAGAAGGGUAACUGGAGCCUCGUCUUUUAAAAGAAAACACUCAAAAAUUGUAUAAACUUAGAGAAAGAGAACAAUGACUUAAAAAGGUCAGUCAUAAUGGAAACUCAUAAGCUGUACAUUUGUAAUAAAAAAUAAAACAAGGUAAUUGUCGAC